AUGCUGCGCCGCCGCGGAGCCUUCACGGUGCAGCCGCUCCGUGGUGACCUCGAUGCUCCCUGGGAUUCGGCCGAGAGCUGCAUCGUGCGCACCUCUGCCAGCGUCUACCGCCGGCUGCAGGAGAGCCCGCGGCAGCCCCCGCGGGGAUCGAGCACCCGGGGAGCCCCCCAACCUCCACCGCAGCCCCCCAGCAGCCCCCCGGCCGGCGGGAGGUUCCUCAAAUCCGAAUCCGAGGAUUCCGGCGUGGAGAUGACCAGCAACGAGCACUCGCCCUGUACCCCGCUGGGCUCCGAGAGCAGCUUCUCCCUCGAUGGUUUCGCGGCGGAGAAGCCCCCCGGAGGAGAGGAGCCCUCCCGGCCACCCCGGAGCAGCAGGAGGAUGCUGCAGGCAGCGCAGCGGAGCAGGAGGCAGCGCUGCCCGCGACAGCUCAGCCGGCGCAGCGCCAGCGCCGCCGACCCGGCAGAGCCACGGCGGGACCCCGAGGAAUCCAUGGGGGCGGCGGCUCCGGCUGGGGGGGCUCGGCCGCCCGGCAGCCCUCGGGACCCCCGGGCUGAGCCCGAGGCCGCGGUGUCGGGGCAGGGGCUGCGCUACCUGGAACACGUGUGCCAGAUGCUGGAGCGCCUGGCGCGGCUGCAGCAGGACAACCGCGCCCUCCGGCAGCAGGCGGCCGGAGCCCGGUGUGCCCGCCCGGCCACCCUGCCCUCCCGGCAGCCUCCGAGGCAGGAUUUGGGAACGUGGAGGGGUGAGAGGUUCCGGCCGCGCUCCUGCUCGGACAGCCAGGCGCCAGCAGCUGAGCCCGGGCGGUGCCGGAGGAUGUGGGGACACUCGGUCAGCUCCCCCAGCCUGCUGGACCCCUCCGAGGGCGGGGCGGGCGUCCCGGCACCGGACAAGGACGGGCGCUCGCACUGGGGCCGGGUGAAGGUGCUGCUCACCCGCCUGACCCGCCGCUCCCUGCGGGGUGGCCGGUGCAGGUAG
Molecule: messenger RNA, 975 nt
Organism: Cinclus cinclus
Lineage: Eukaryota; Metazoa; Chordata; Aves; Passeriformes; Cinclidae
Gene: C29H8orf58
Product: chromosome 29 C8orf58 homolog
Exons: 5
Coding region: 1-975 (324 amino acids)
Source: RefSeq, a predicted model, not a curated record